AUGAAUAUAAUAAAAAACUGGCCUAAGGUGGGUUUCGGCUGGUUAAGACGCGUCCGAAACCUUCCAGUGAGGCUCCUUAUCGGCUCCGCACAAACGGCACUAUAUUUCUGACCUCUAGAAGAGUCCUGGUCAACGCCAGGUGCUGGACUUGGACAUCAAGACGACAAAAAACCGCUUUUCGUCUUCUACUACUACCGCUACCACUAUUACUACAAAUGCUACUACUAAUACUGCCAAUAGCACUAUUGCUACCACUACCAAUAUCACUGCUACUGCUGAUACUACUACUAAUGCUGCCGAUACUACUAUUACUACUACUGCCGACACUAUUAUUGUCGUUACCAAUGCUACUGCUACUACUAAUACUGCCGAUAUCACCAUUAUCACCACUAUUGCUGCUACUAAUACUGCCGCUGCCACUAUUAUUCCCACUACCAAUGCCACUAAUACUGCUACUAAUACUGUCGAUACCACUAUUAUUACCUCUACCAAUAAUACUGCCGCUACUACCAAUACUGCCGAUACCACUAUUACUACCACCACCCAUGUCACUACUACUACUGCCAGUUCUACUACUACCGCUACUAAUACUGCCGAUAUCACUAUUACUGCCACUGCCAAUACUACUGCCACUACUACUAGUACUGCCGAUACCACUAUUAUUACCACCACCUAUACCACUACUACUGCUGCUACUACGACUACGACUACUGCUACUACUACUACUACUACUACUACUACUACUACUACUACUACUACUACUACUACUACCACCACCACCACUGCAAAGCAAUCAAAACGAGAUUAG
Molecule: messenger RNA, 808 nt
Organism: Spirometra erinaceieuropaei
Lineage: Eukaryota; Metazoa; Platyhelminthes; Cestoda; Diphyllobothriidea; Diphyllobothriidae
Source: the annotation of a GenBank genome assembly